CGGCUGGCUUUAGCCAACUAAUAAAUCAACCGUGGAAACUCUAGGACUUUGUGAUAAUGGAGCGUGAAACCCACACUGGUAAUGGUCAGCAUACCAUCGACAUCCCGAACGAUGUAGAUUUUCCAUCAAGCUUGUCUACGGGUGAGGAAACGUCAGACAAUGGCGAAUCUAAUAUGGGAGGGGCAACUGCCCACCACGAAUUUUAUCCGCCAUUGACGUCAGAUGAAGGCUCAAGUUCAUGUACGAUUGGAUGGAAUUCAAUGGAGUUUGUAUUCACUUUUGUCCAGAUUGUUGCAGCGUUAGUAGUUUGGACUCUAUCAAAAGACGAACAUCCACGAGCGCAAUUGUUACCAUGGCUCAUUGUUUACACUUGUGGCUGUAUUACCGGUACGCUUCUUCUAUCUUGGCGCAUGUAUAACCAAGUUAAGGAAUAUCCAAAGACAAGAGUGGAUAGAGUGAUGGAGGGAGUGAAGACUGGACUAGAAUGUUUCUUUGUUUUGUGGUUAAUUUGGGGAAUUUCUUGGAUUAGUUUUGACAAAUCAUCUCCGUCUGGUGCUCCUAAUCUCUAUAGGUUAUGUAUAACUUUCGUUGCUCUCAGCUGCAUUAGGUUUUCUGUUGCAUUAAUUCGAUUAUGCACAGAUUCUGAAGGGGAAGGUCAAGAAGGUGGAUUUGAAUUUCAGGGACAGAUUAAUGAUGAUUCUUGUUGCAUUUGCUUGGAGAAAUUUGGAGAGAAAAAGAGAGCCAUAAGAAAACUUGAAUGCUCCCACAUGUUCCAUUUAGAGUGUAUAAAACAAUGGCUGAAAGUGAAAAGCACAUGCCCUCUCUGUCAAUCAUCGGUCGUGUGAUGAUGAGAAACAUGGUCGGAUCUGAGAUUUUGAAAGUUAUAAAACAUUUUUUAGUGAUCAAAGGCGAUUGUUUCACUCCUUGUAUUUAGAUCCGACCCCGAGGAGAAGGGAGUGGCGAUUAGAAAACAUUUUAGAGACUUGAGACAUGUUUACCAUACACGAAUUUUUAUAAGGCUUGAGAUAAUGAUUUUUAAAAAAGUUUGAGGUAUUGCAAAUAUUAAUGGUGGAUUAUAAUAUAUCGUGUACUUCUUUCUUUUGCUCAGUCAUUGUUGUAACACUCUCUAUAUCUUCGUCAUUGUAUAAAAAUCUCACGUCUCAUUCACUGAAUCCUCUCUUAUCGUUAUCGUUGAGCAAAGCAAUACUGAACGACAAAGGCCUUGAGCAUCUCUUAUUGUGUACAAAAAAACUAAAAGAGAACAAAAACGUAUAGAAAAUUCACCAAACUGAGUCGUAUUUCCGGUUAGGCAUUUGUCUUUCCCGGUACAGGUUGGGUUCGCUUUGGUGAAGAUAAACAUAAAACCGAACCGGUUUGGGUUGUCUCUCGUUCCGGUUUUAUUCGUAUGACAUGUAUAUAGUUUAAUUCUUAGUUAUGGCAAACGGAAUUACAAGUGGACGUGCCGGAGUGGUUAUCGGGCAUGACUAGAAAUCAUGUGGGCUUUGCCCGCGCAGGUUCGAAUCCUGCCGUUCACGUUUUUAAAGUUUUAUUUUCCUUAUCAUUCCCGCCCAACCCUAGAUUACCACUGAAUCCCCGCUUUACCUCAAAAAGAACAAGCUUUGAUCCUAGCAAAUAAUCCAAAACCUGGAGAUUUCUAAGUGAGUUCACACCUUUUUUUUUUUUUUUUUUAAAUGCUCAUAGCCUUUACCUUGUUUAUUAUGUAACACUACCAUUCAAAUAUGAAUUUUUUUUCGCUGGUUUUGAAAAACAGUUAAUCAACGAGCCAUAUAUCAAUUAUCAAGGCGCCCUCGCAGACCUGAACUUCCAGGGUAUAUGUACUAUGACCCAACUCUGUUACUGCAUGUUCCAAUAAGAUACUUAUAAUUUCAAAUUACAGGAGAAAACGGGGUGUAUACAAAGCAUACGUACACGGAUAGUGAUCUUAUUGCCCUGAAAGCUUUAGAAAAGGAAAACCCUGUUCCUUCUGAACAAAGGUUAGAGAGGACAGAGAAGUAGAUGGUGAGCGAGAGCACUUGUAGUAGGAAAGAAAUAUCAUGAGCUACAGUUUUGUUUGACCAUGUUCUCUAACCAUUUUGUUAAGUCUCUAAUAGCGUUGAGCCAUUGUGUUCUGCAGAUAUAAUCGCAGACACAGACAAUAUUUUGACUGAGUUGCUUGUUUGCUUGCUCACAACCUGGUUAGUUUCUCCUCGACCAUUCAUGACUUUUAUCAACAUAUUUUGUAUCUCUUGUGACUUUAUUUCUGAUAUAGGCGGAAUAUGCAUCUAAAGAGGAUGCAAGAAUGGAACCUUUUACUGGAGAUCAUCCCAUAUCAGCAAGGUAUGAUAACCUUUUUCACCUUCAAACUUUAGUGAAAUCUCAAAAAUUAGACAAGCAAACUAACAUAUAUCUCCUUAUGUAGCUUGUACAUACACCUCUAUUGACAAUCUCGGUUCACUUAAAAGUUGUGACUCAAAGUUUUUUCAUCAUUGAUUCUUUCUAUGUUUAUCCUUUGCAAACCACUAAAGGUUUUCUUAACUGUAGUGAUCCUUGUUUUAAAAUCCAUGUUUAAAGUAACUCACUGAACAGAAUCGUUAGAUUUUGUUGUUUUUCUUAGAUGUUGUGUGUUGUUAAUAGAGAGUAUAUUGUGUGUUUAGGCUUAGUUCAAUUAUAUGAGCUUACUUAACAAAACGAAUAUGAGAGUUCUUUAUUGACUUCUUCUCAGCAGGAGGAGGAGGCUCACAACUCUUCACCCAAACAUACAAAUAAACGAAGAAAGAGAGGAUCUUGCGAAAGCAAUAUGAUAAAGCAAAGCAAAACCCUUCAUGGUGAGAGUGAAAGUGACCAGAGCAAACGAAAACAUUAUCCAUUCGCUACUAAUGCUUCAAAGCCACUCUAUCGGUUUAAAAAUACUAAACUAUGACUCUGAUUAAAUUGAAUAAAGAUUAUAAUCGAUAUUUGAAAAUAAAACUAUAUUACAUCAUACUGGUUCUGAAAAAUAUAUUAGAUACAUGUAAUAAUAAUUUUAAAAUGCAAAAAGUACAGUAUAUUUAUGUUUUAACUAAUAAUAAUAAUUGAACUACAUUAUUAAAUGAAACAUAAUAAAAUAUGUAUAUAAAACAUUUGGUGUGAUAAAUAGUGUUACACCAAAUUUGGUGGAAUGAUAUAUUUUUUGGCGUUCCACUGGAAAAAAAAAACUACAACAAAUUUGGUGUUUUGGUGUCUCAUUGGAAUUGGCCUAAGUCAAGACCACUUGAAUACUGGAGAGGUGAAAGAUUCUUUUACGGACGUAUCCAUGAGAGUAAGUCGCAUAUUCGUUAUUUUACCAAUUCAUUAAAUUUUUAUCUUUGUUUAGAAAGGUUUGCCUACUGUUAUCGGCAUAAAGUAUUUAUCGUCUACAAAGAGCUAGUUGAUCCAGCUGCCUUGCACUGAAGAAUCAUAAUCCUAUGGGGGAGUGUUCAAAGCAAAUCCUCUUGAUAUGAUGAUGUUUCGCGUUUACUAUUAGCACGUUGGGUCCAAAACCUAUAACACUCUUUUCUUUUUCAAACCGCAACUGUCUCAACUUUCAACUGGUUUCUUUCAUGUUGCUAUGUCAAGUUACCUUUUGUCAUGUUGAUUAGUCUCAAAGUCUUUGGUAUCCUUUACGGUACCUUUUGCCCCCUUUGACUAUAUUAUUUUAAUCUUUUUAUCAAAGAUAUUAUAUUAGUUAUUAACUAAGGGUGGUUAUUUGAUGCAAGCUGAAUUAUCCAAACUAAAAUCAAUCGUGGGUCAACAUGCCAAAUUUUCUUAUAAAUGGUUCAUGACUAUAACUUCGAAGUUCUGAGUUUGAAUUUUUAAAAAUACAUGUUUUCUUACUAUUUUAUAUGGAAUAUAAUAGGGACAAUUGUUAACUUGAUUUGAUUUUGUUUUAUUUUCCACAUUAAAUAGAUAGCUAAAUUUGGUUUUAAUUCGAUAAUUUCAUUUCGAGAAAUUCUUGGGUUCACCCCCUAGGGUGAACCUCUAGGUUCACCAACCAAUAGUGUUUGAGUAUUUGAUAUUUGAUAUCUUUUAAAAAGGGAAACACAAUUGAAUAUCCAAAUUAAAUUAUAUUUUAAAAAUAAAAUAAUAAAAAUACAUGAAAAUAGUUACAAAAAAUAAAUAAAUAAAUAUUGUUAAACCUUCAGCAAAAUACUAAACCCUAUACCCUAAAUCCUAAACUCUAAACCCUAAACGUUAAACCUUAAACUUUGGAUAAACUCUAAACGUUGAAAAAUCUUAAACCCUAAAUCAUACAUUAAAAACUAAAUUUUAAUAACACUAAACCCUAAAUCCUAAUCACUAAACCCUAAACCUUGGGUAAACUAUGAACCCUUGGAGAAAUCACAAACUCUAAGGUUUAAUUUUAAAUAUUUUUGAUUUAGAGUUUAUGAUUUAUCCAAGGGUUCAGGGUUUAUCCAAGGGUUUAGGGUUUAGUGAUUAGGGUUUAGGGUUUAGUGUUAUUAAGAUUUAGUUUUUAAUGUAUGAUUUAGGGUUUAAAAUUUUCCAAUGGUUUACGGUUUAUCCAAGAUUUAAGAUUUAUAAUUUAGGGUUUAGAGUUUAGGAUUUAGGGUAUAGGAUUUAGUAUUUUGCUAAAAGUUUAAUAAUAUUUAUUUAUUUAUUUUUUGUAACUAUUUUUAUGUAUUUUUAUUGUUUUAUUUUAAAAAUAUAAUCUUAUUUGAAAAUUCAAUUUUGUUUCCUUUUUUAAAAGAUAUCAAAUAUUAAAUACUCAAACACUAUUGGUUGGUGAAUCUAGAGGUUCACCCUAGGGGGUGAACCCAAGAAUUUCUCAUUUCAUAAUAGAAAAGAAAAAAAUACGAAAUAUCAACGUUGAUCCAAUUAUCUAUACAUUUUUACGUGACUUCAAUAUUCGUCCCAGUCUUGAUCCACUUUUCCUGGAUCGUGUCGCGAAACAUACAUUUGAGUUGGUCGUUCAACUAUCACUUAUGGUCCUAACCAGUUGAUAGAAGUCGCAACGUGACUUUAGUACCACCAUUUUACUUUUUAGGUAAGAUGCCAAUAUUGGCAAAAACUCACAAAUUUGGAAGAACGUAAUAAUUGAAACCCGACCAUAUUACUUCUUAUACACGCUUCAAUUCUCUAUGACAAUAAAUGCUGCAUCUGAAUUUCAACUGAUGAGUAAAUACGCCUCUUGGUCUUUGGGAGGAACCUUUCUGGAAUCUCACCGUCCGCCUUUUGCGCUUGACUUCGGGACAACGAUUGAUAGAUACAAGGAUGGAUAGAUAAACACCGCUCAAGUAUUUAAAAACCAGAUUUUACUAAUUAUCUUACUUAAUUUGACUGGUAAUUAGAAAAUAAAUCACACACAUCAGCAAAUUAUAUCACCUCUAAGCAAGGAUAAUAUAAGAAAUGUAUAAAACAAAAUACAAAAGUUGAUGCUACUCACGGGAUAUCUACAACUUCUGCUUUAUUUCAUGUGAUGUCGACCGUACAAACAAUUAUGAGUCAAGUACUGUGUCUAUAUUUGUAAAUAAUAAAGCUACCAUGUCUCGCAUGGCUGACCAAAGAUUUAUGAGUUAAUGUGUGGAAUAUCCCCAAUUAAGGUCUAAAUUUGCUGAAUACCCAUAAUUAUGGAUAACCCAAAAAUGAGUAACAUUAUGACACUGUGCAGACGAAAAUGCCCUUAUGCUUUGUCGAAAACAAGCAACUCUAAAUUUAUCAGCUAAAUAUUUACAUAGCAGGUAACAAUCUACAUACCAACUAACAUAUCCGCUAAUAAUUUCAGUAUCAUCUAACAAUCUAUGUAUCAAACAAAUGUAUCGACUAACAAAUCAUAUAUCAGUUAAUGAAACUAUUAACAAUUAAUUAGUUAUCUAUUAAAUAGCUCCAAAUCUAUUUGUAACAGCUAACACUUCAUGUAUCGAUUAAGAAUCCAUUAAAAUCUAAAUAAUAGCAGAUAAGUAAUAAAAUACCUACUAACAUAUAUAUUAUCUAAAAGUUGAUUGUGAUUCGAAAUUGGAAACAUUGAAAUUGUGGUGAGAUAAUAAGAUUAGCAUUAUGGGUGUCAAAAGAAUCAGAAUAAAAAA
This is a messenger RNA of Brassica rapa (field mustard), 6059 nucleotides long. Its product is annotated as E3 ubiquitin-protein ligase At1g63170. NCBI's taxonomy places the organism in Eukaryota, Viridiplantae, Streptophyta, Magnoliopsida, Brassicales, Brassicaceae. The record is from RefSeq and is a predicted model, not a curated record. Gene Ontology annotation, molecular function: zinc ion binding.